Messenger RNA from Penicillium robsamsonii, 798 nucleotides. RefSeq lists its product as uncharacterized. Bases 1 to 798 code for a protein of 265 amino acids. Gene Ontology annotation, biological process: mycotoxin biosynthetic process. Lineage: Eukaryota; Fungi; Ascomycota; Eurotiomycetes; Eurotiales; Aspergillaceae. The transcript is spliced from 4 exons. The record is from RefSeq and is a predicted model, not a curated record.
AUGACGGCGGUGUCGAGAUCCUCAGAAGACUGGGAUAGCAAUGAUGACAAGCACAGUGAUUCCAUUUCUUCAUCCACUGGCUUGUUGAAUGAACUUACCUCUAAAUCCCGAGUGGCCUCCUUGCGGAAAUACAUCGACCUUCGCUUGAUAUUUGAAGGAUUUCUGGUGUUUUCUCUAUUUAUCACUUUGGUGUCUAUUACACACAGUCCAGAGGAAUCGAAUUCGGCUAAGGAAAGAAAGUACGGACCGACCCUACCGCGGAGAGAUGUCAUUUUUGGUAAUACGGCGGGGCUUGGACCGGAACUCGAUUACGAUGAUCCUGAGAUGUUGCGGAAUGCUACACCGGGUCGUGGAUAUAUCACGGUUUCGGAAAAUGAGGAGUUUAAUGUCCUUCAUCCCCCAUUCAAGAUGGAUCAUGUGUUCGACGAAGGCGAUCACUACGAAGGAUACAUUAUGGCGGUCUAUCACCAGCUACACUGUUUGUCUAUUAUUAUGACUGCUAUGGGAACCUCGCGGGAAGAAUGGGCGAUGCUUGAGACGGAAAAGCUUGAGCACCGUGCUCACUGCGUGGAAUAUCUUCGACAGAGCAUUUUAUGUUCGGCAGAUACAACUUUGGAAGGUGAGACUGGGGCGUGGGCAAAAAGUACAGGCUGGGGUCAGACACAUUCUUGUGUGGACUUGGAUGCUUUGACGGCGUAUGCCAAUGAGCACGCGAUUUGGAAUCUUACAGAGAGAUUGCUACCGGACAGCUUUGAUCCUCUCAAAGUUACUAAUUCUGCUGACAACCAUCAGCAAUAA